This is a messenger RNA of Coregonus sp. 'balchen', 7071 nucleotides long. The record is from the annotation of a GenBank genome assembly. NCBI's taxonomy places the organism in Eukaryota, Metazoa, Chordata, Actinopteri, Salmoniformes, Salmonidae.
CUGAUGUACGUAGCGGUCCUUCCGGGUGAAGCGAUGUAGCUCAAGUCUUGUUCGGCUACAGCUGUUUCACCAUUAGAUUCAACCUGCUAACGGAUUACUAAACUAUCAGCACAGUAUACUUACACCACUGAUAACGAUUACUUUACACUAGCUAGCUACAUAUCUUAAUUUUAACGACCUAUUUGAGUACCGGUAGCUUGUUACCUCUUUAGCCAGCUAGCUAGCGAGCUGGGAGCUAACGCGUGUUACACGUUAGCGAAAAUGGUAGUCUGGUGGAUGAGACCGGGUGGAAGGCUAUGAAAUCCAGCUCCUGGUCGGGAUAGCUUGGGGGGAAAGCCAGGUAGGCUACCUUGUGUUGCGUGUACUGUCAUACUAGUUAUCUUUGGUUGAUUUAUUAUUGUGGUUAAUUUGAGAAUGCAUGCCAGAGCAGCUAACUAACGAAUCUUCUGUCACGUUAACUGGUUUGGCCAUAGUUAGCCGCGCAUGCGCCGAUGGUAGGCUAUAGUAGCUAGCUGGAUAUUGAAAUACAGCAAAUGACGUUGUGUAGCUUUUAUUAUUCUACUAGCCAGCUAACGUUAUCCAUGCAUCCAUGUUUUAAAAAAGUUGUCAAGGAAGGUUGUUUGGGUGAUGUUGUGUUGGCAGGAUGCUGCAGGGACUGUACGGAAGUCUGGAUCGGGAUAAGCCGCUGAUCCGGCUGCCUUUCACGCACUUCGCCGUCGGGACCGUCUUGCUGGCUCUAACCGGUCUAAUAGCCUGCCUCGUCAUCUCUCUGAUGUUCCAUUUCGAUGAGUCUACCUAUACCCACUGUCAGGUGAGUAGUUCACCUCCCUUUCGGUCUGUGUCUUUCUGUCUCUGUAUGUCUUGCCUUCCUCUCUCUCUCUGACUCUUCCUAGGGAGGUUUCCCUCACCACUGUCCUUGCUUUUGGGUAGUUAAAGGAAAACUCCUCCCAAUAAUUUUUGUAUUUAUUUGUUUUAUUAGUCCAUGGCUGUUAUUGUCCCACAAUGUAUUACAUGUCAGCAUUCAAGAUACAUCACUUUCAAAAUACGGAAAUAUAGCAGGUAUGAUGCAUUUUGCAUCAUAUGAUGCUGCGUUCUGCAUCAAAUGAUGCAAAAUUCAUCAUACGGCUCUAUUUAUGUAUUUUAAAAGUUACAUCUUGAAUGCUAACAUGCAUUACAUUUUGGGACUAUAUCAACAAUGGACUAAUGAAACGAAUACCAAAAUAUACUUUUUGGGUGGAAUUUUAAUUUUAAUAAGGGCCUAUGUUGCACUUUGAUAAAUGCAGUAUUAGCUUUGCUAUAUGCAGAAUGUGCUACACUACACAUGCUACACUACUGGUAAUACUGACAAUGUGUGUGUAUCACUUAAUUAAAUACAGCAUUGUAGAAUGUGCUACACUACAUACACAAAUAACACUCCAUUGACUGACCUCUCCUCCUGCUGCCACCACACCAGGUGCCCAACUACCUCCCCUCCAUUAGUGUGUCUCUCUGGACUCAUUAACUGACCUCUCCUCCUGCUACACCUCCUCUCCACCAGGUGCCCAACUACCUUCCCUCAAUCAGUGCGUCUAUCAGUCUGGUCCCAGAGCGCUAUAUCUGGAGGUUCUGUAUCGGCCUGCACUCCGCUCCUCGUUUCCUGGUGGCUGCGGCCUACUUCAGCUUCUACCGCGGGCGGUUUGCUAAGAGCUUCCCUGACCUGGCCCUUAGUGGCCUGGCUCUCAUAGCUGCCCUGGCUGAGAACGUAGGCCUGCUGUUGCUCACCUAUGUGUCCUCUACGGAGACCUACAGUGAGUAGACUGAUGCACACAGGCAUGCACCAUAUAUACAGUGAGGGGGGAAAAGUAUUUGAUCCCCUGCUGAUUUUGUACGUUUGCCCACUGAUAAAGAAAUGAUCAGUCUAUAAUUUUAAUGUUAGGUUUAUUUGAACAGUGAGAGACAGAAUAACAACAAAAAAAUCCAGAAAAACGCUGUUAUGUUAUAAAUUGAUUUGCAUUUUAAUGAGGGAAAUAAGUAUUUGACCCCCUCUCAAUCAGAAAGAUUUCUGGCUCCCAGGUGUCUUUUAUACAGGUAACGAGCUGAGAUUAGGAGCACACUCUUAAAGGGAGUGCUCCUAAUCUCAGCUUGUUACCUGUAUAAAAGACACCUGUCCACAGAAGCAAACAAGCAAUCAGAUUCCAAACUCUCCACCAUGGCCAAGACCAAAGAGCUCUCCAAGGAUGUCAGGGACAAGAUUGUAGACCUACACAAGGCUGGAAUGGGCUACAAGACCAUCGCCAAGCAGCUUGGUGAGAAGGUGACAACAGUUGGUGCCAUUAUUCGCAAAUGGAAGAAACACAAAAUAACUCAAUCUCCCUCGGCCUGGGGCUCCAUGCAAGAUCUCACCUCGUGGAAUUGCAAUGAUCAUGAGAACGGUGAGGAAUCAGCCCAGAACUACACAGGAGGAUCUUGUCAAUGAUCUCAAGGCAGCUGGGACCAUAGUCACCAAGAAAACAAGUGGUACACACUACGCCGUGAAUGACUGAAGUCCUGCAGCGCCCGCAAGGUCCCCCUGCUCAAGAAAGCACAUAUACAGGCCCGUCUGAAGUUUGCCAAUGAACAUCUGAAUGAUUCAGAGGAGAACUAGGUGAAAGUGUUGUGGUCAGAUGAGACCAAAAUCGAGCUCUUUGGCAUCAACUCAACUCGCUGUGUUUGGAGGAGGAGGAAUGUGGAUGGAGGUGGAAACAUUAUGCUUUGGGGGUGUUUUUCUGCUAAGGGGACAGGACAACUUCACAGCAUCAAAGGGACGAUGGACGGGGCCAUGUACCGUCAAAUCUUGGGUGAGAACCUCCUUCCCUCAGCCAGGGCAUUGAAAAUGGGUCGUGGAUGGGUAUUCCAGCAUGACAAUGACCCAAAACACACGGCCAAGGCAACAAAGGAGUGGCUCAAGAAGAAGCACAUUAAGGUCCUGGAGUGGCCUAGCCAGUCUCCAGACCUUAAUCCCAUAGAAAAUCUGUGGACGGAGCUGAAGGUUCGAGUUGCCAAACGUCAGCCUCGAAACCUUAAUGACUUGGAGAAGAUCUGCAAAGAGGAGUGGGACAAAAUCCCUCCUGAGAUGUGUGCAAACCUGGUGGCCAACUACAAGAAAAGUCUGACCUCUGUGAUUGCCAACAAGGGUUUUGCCACCAAGUACUAAAUCAUGUUUUGCAGAGGGGUCAAAUACUUAUUUCCCUCAUUAAAAUACAUAUCAAUUUAUAAAUUUUUUGACAUGCGUUUUUCUGGAUUUUUGUUGUUAUUCUGUCUCUCACUGUUCAAAUAAACCUACCAUUAAAAUUAUAGACUGAUCAUGUCUUUGUCAGUGGGCAAACGUACAAAAUAUUUUUUUCCUCACUGUAUAUACACACACACAUGCACCGUACACACACACACGCAUGCACCAUACAUACAAACACAAACUGCUUUGUGCUUUAAGAUAUGUGUCCUCUACUGAGACCUACAGUGAGUACCGGUAGGUGCACAAGCAUGCAUCGAACAUGCAUACACACACACUGCUUUGCAUUCCAAGUUAGGACGUGGGACUGAUGCACCGUACACAUGCAUUCAUACACCCUUGUGACCAAAGGACGGGUGCAUUAAUGUAAUUUCAUUCAGUUUUAGAGUAAGUAACAGAUGUAGCUCAAUUGGUAGAGCAUGGCGCUUGUAACGCCAGGGUAGUGGGUUCGAUCCCCGGGACCACCCAUACGUAAAAACGUAUGCACACAUGACUGUAAGUCGCUUUGGAUAAAAGCGUCUGCUAAAUGGCUUUAUAUUAUUAUUAUUAUUAUGUACUGAUGUUUUUAGAGUUAAAUUCACUGCUGGGUUUGUGUUUGGCAGGUGUUCACAAGAAUGGUUUCAUCACGUUCACCGCCUGCUCUCUUCUGCACAUGCUCAUUACCUGCAGACUGUGGCAGGUGAUUAAGAAGUUCAGUCUCAACCCCGAGGUAGAGUACACACCCUCAUUCCCUCACCUUACCGAGUGUGUGUGUGAGUGCGUGUGUCUGUGUGCAUGUUUGUCAUUUGUGCUGUAUGCCUUCGUAUUGCCAUUCCUCUUCAGUCCUUGAGUACUAGCGUAAUCCUCGUCGUGUUAUCCCACUUUGUAAGACUUGUCGUAAAUGUCUCAACAUCCGACAAAAAAAAAGCUGCUGUUCGUUCUUGUACUUGGAACAGGACCCUUUCUUUUUAAAAUAUAUUUUUGUGAGUGAAAAUGCCAUUACUGUAGACGUGUGCCGGAGGCUGGGUCAUUACUGCUACAGCAGCCGUGCCAGAGAACAGGACCCUUUCUCACCACCCGUGACAGCGUUGAGCUACUGUUACCAGGGCCCCUAUUAAUAAAGAGUCUAAGAUGAAUUAUGCCUUUUGAUCAUAAUUAAUACUAUUGGACAGGGAGACCUGAUCCUAGAUUAGCAUUCCUGCUUUGAAAUGCUUUUUGAAUAUCAGAGAGCUCAUUAUGGCCCUGGCUCGUUAUGGACACACACACUGGUCUCUGAUAGCCUUUCAACACAAAUUGAGCCACAGUUUCAACACCAGCAAACAGGUGUGGAAAUUAAUUUAUAACCACACACAGAACUAUGAUGGUGUCACCCGAGUUGUGUGUGUGUGUGAGUCCACAGCUUGUUUAUUGUUAGUGUGUGGCUUGGUCUGUUCAGAGCAGAGCAGGGGAAGUGGGUUACGCACACUGGAACCAACCCAACUACCCUCACCAGCCUUAGGCACUCUGAACUCUAAAUACACUGUUACAACACCACCUGUUAUAGCUACAUUAUAACCGCUCACUGUGUGUCUCUCUGUCUCCAUCUCUUUCUCCCUCUCCGUCUCAAUCUCUCUUUCUAUCUGUCUUGAUCUCUCAUUCUCUUUCUGCGUCUGUCUGUCGGUCUCUCUCUCUCUCUCUCUCUCUCUCUCUCUCUCUCUCUCUCUCUCUGUCUCUCCCAGGAGUUCACGUCGUUUCGUUGGAAGGUGCGUCUCUUUCUCUUCAAUGUCAGCUGUUGUUUGGUCGCCGCCUACUUUUUCAGACGCCACAACAAGUACUGUGAACCAGGAAGUGAGUGUUUGGCUGCAUCCGUAUUGGAACCCUUUUCCCUAUAUAGUGUCCUACUUUUGAACAGAGUCCCACCCAUUUUUUACUUAUGCUCCUCUCAGCUCAGUCAAUCAGGUGCUGGUAAAGUCAUGUUUCCUAAUAUACAUCACCCUGUAGUAGAGGAAGUUUCAGUCGAAGUUGUCUGUGUUGAGGGUUUUGUUUCUCCAUUUCCCUCAUAUCUUUGUCAACCCCGGCUUUACCAGUAAUGAUAACACCAAUACUACAGUUUGAAAGCUCCGCUCCUUUGACCUCCACCCCAGCUGGUUUCUUACUCCUGUCUCUUCUAGUGUACACAUUCUCUCAACUCUUCUGUAACAUGCUAUGUAUAUCAUCUGUAUGAAUGUACACUACAUGAUCAAAAGUAUGUGGACACCUGCUCGUCGAACAUCUCAUUCCGAAAUCAUGGGCAUUAAUAUGGCGCUGGUCCCCCCUUUGCCGCUAUAACAGCCUCCACUCUUCUGGGAAGGCUUUCCACUAGAUGUUGGAACAUUGCUGUGGGGACUUGCUUCCAUUCAGCCACGAGCAAUAGUGAGGUCGGGCAGUGAUUUUAGGCGAUUAAGCCUGGCUCGCAGUCGGCGUUCCAAUUCAUCCCAAAGGUGUUAGAUGGGGUUGAGGUCAGGGCUCUUUACAGGCUAGUGAAGUUCUUCCACACCGAUCUCGACAAACCAUUUCUGUAUGGACCUCGCUUUGUGCACGGGGGCAUUGUCAUGCUGAAACAGGAAAGGGCCUUCCUCAAACUGUUGCCACAAAGUUGGAAGCACAGAAUCAUCAAUAAUGUAAUUGUAUGCUGUAGCGUUUUGAUUUCCCUUCACUGGAACUAAGGGGCCUAGCCCGAACCAUGAAAAACAGCCCCAAACCGUUAUUCCUCCUCCACCAAACUUUACAGUUGGCACAAUGCAUUCGGGCAGGUAGCGUCCUCCUGGCAUCCGCCAAACCCAGAUUCGUCCAUCGGACUGCCAGAUGGUGAAGCGUGAUUUAUCACUCCAGACAACGUGUUUUCAGUGCUUCAGAGUCCAAUGGCAGCAAGCUUUACACUACUCCAGCCGACGCUUGGCAUUGCGCAUGGUGAUCUUAGGCUUGUGUGCGGCUGCUCAGCCAUGGAAACCCAGAACAGUUCUUGUGCUGACGUUGCUUCCAGAGGCCGUUUGGAACUCGGUAGUGAGUGUUCCAACCAAGGAGACUAUUUUUACGCGCUACGCGCUUCAGCACUCGCCGGUCCCGUUUGUGUGGCCUACCACUUUGUGGCUGAGCCGUUGUUGCGCCUAGACGUUUCCACUUCACAGUAUCAGCACUUUCAGUUGACCGGGGCAGCUCUAGCAGGGCAGAAAUUUGACGAACUGACUUGUUGGAAAGGUGGCAUCCUAUGACGGUGCCACGUUGAAAGUCACUGAGCUCUUCAGUAAGGCCAUUCUACUGCCAAUGUUUGUCUAUGGAGAUUGCAAGGCUGUGUGUUCGAUUUUAUACACCUGUCAGCAACGGGUGUGGCUGAAAUAGCCGAAUCCACUAAUUUGAAGGGGUGUCCACAUACUUUUGUUUAUACAGUAUACCGCUCUCCUUCACUGAGACAAGUGACUCAUCUACUCUACUCCCUCCCUCUCUAUUUCCCUCUCCCUCCAGUCUACACUCUGUUUGCUCUAUGUGAGUACCUGGUGGUGCUCUCCAACAUGGCCUUUCACAUGACGGCAUUCUGGGACUUUGGAAACAAGGAAGUGAUGGUCACCACACCAACAGAGGACAAACACUACUGAAGACAGAGUGAGGGAGGACACACCCCUACUCUUCAUUCUCUUCAUCAUGCUGAAAGUCUUGGGAGGUGUGGUCAAGGGUUGGGCGAUGUCAACCAUUGUCCUAUCGUGAUUUAAGUAGCAGGUUGACGUUUUAUUGUCAUGAAUCUUGUCCUGGAGGCAGAACUGAUCUGUUGCCGCUAGAUCGGCCUCCUGCAAAGUUGUCUAUAUCAUAACAAAAAUGUGCUUUUUGGUCUU